GAUUUUGAGCCUUCAACAGCAAACAAGAUUAAGGGGGAUUUAGUUCACAAGAAGACCGAGGUUCGUAAUUUUUAAAUUGCUAUACUCACCACUUCUGAGGGUAAAUACUCAACUAACGAGUUACAAGCAUAAGGUAAAGGGAGUUUCUGAAAAAGUGCUUCAUUUAAUAACAAUUCUAAAAGCUUCGUCCACUCAAAUGCGUUUUUGGGAGAAAAUGCGCACAUUUUUAUGCAUUUUUCCCAUCAUCCACACUAAAACACCCGAAAACGCUGAUGCAAAUGAAGACUUGCGAAAACGGUUUGAAAAGUGGAGAGUUACGAAACGGUGCAUCAUUUUCAAAUCGAUCUGUGUCAUGCAUAGACAGGUGAAAAGGGAGCUUGAAAACGUCCAAGAUUGCGUCACGUACUGUCUCUUUCAUCCGCAAUUUGGUCCUUCUAGACGGAAACGCAGUCAAAAUGUUUACAUUUCCUAAUGAAGACGCAGACAUAUGGAUGGUUAAGAGCAAAACAGAAAAUGUGGGCGUAAAUAUCUCGUUUCGUCUUCCUGUACUUGAGAUGAAAAUGCACUGCAAUGUGACAUUUUUUAAAACUCAUUACUCAGUUGGUUGGAGCUCAUUAAUGCGGCUUAGGCCAAACCAAGUGAAAUUUUACAAACUGAAAAGGAAAGUUAGUAAAUAGAGAAAGAUGUCAAAAAGGAAAUGAAGACUGAUUUCCAUUUAAUCAGCACGUUUUUAUUUUCCACAGGUAAGAAUUAUGGUAGACCGUUUUGCAUGACUUAAAAGGUUGGAGAUAAAUCAUGCUAACAGGAAGUUAAAACUGUAUGGUUGCUCACUGUUUUUCAAGGUAAUCCACUGUGGUGUGCUAGCCGAUAGUGAUCGAUGUCUAAGGUUUUGAAAUAAUAUGUUACAUUGUUUACUUUUGGGAGUUUACUGCAUUUCGCUGAGAGUCGGAGAAAUUAUUAAAACUCAAUGACCGUUGAAUCGGUUUCAAAACUGAUGUAAACUAAACCAAUGUCUUUUUUUUUUCUUCUGAUAAAUUUGAAAACCACCAAUAACGAAAGCCGGCAAUAAUAGUGAGUUUCUAAGACUGGAUAGUUGUCUUGAAUAAUAUCUGAAAUCAAAAGAUCAAUAUAGAUUUAGUCGGUACUGUGUCAUGUAUUAAAGUUCUUUAGAAGCCUAGGUUUUCCUUUUCAUCAUAAGCUUUAGCCAAAGAAAUCUCUACAAAUCCACCAUCAUCAUUAUCUAAUUUUAUCUCGACCACAAUGCCGCCAUUUCCCAUCAUUUAACGAACGUAGAGAUACUGCUAUUUGUGUAAGGAUCUCCGUCAGUACUAGUGGAAGGGAAUCGGGAGAUGUGAUGAGUAAGUGAGAAAACGGUAAAGCUCUCCCAAAAUCCAGACUGUGGUUGUCAGUUGUAUUCAGUUAAUGACUCUUUCUUGAUUUCUGUCUUCUUUUUAAAUUUACAUGAAGUAGUAAAAAUAUACUUCUUUAUUUAUCAGAAUGAAACUAUAGGAUACGGCUUGUUCAAAAGAAACAAUAAUCACUUAACGUUUAUCUUCUCUAUUUUCUUUUAGUAAAUUUCAAUCUUGAACAACUGUUAUAAAUCGGCGUAGAACUGAGGAACAAUAACCAGCAAAAAAAAAACAAAUUUAAAGCUAUUAUUCAUCAUUAGUAGCUGCACUCUUCAUUUGGAACACAGUCCCAGUACUCAACAGUCCUCAGAUUCAACAGUGUCAUGGAAAAUUCAACCGAAACCGGAAAAACAGCAAUGACGGCACUGCAAUUGACAGAGUAUACCUUCUUUGCUGUUAUAUUUAUUUUCGCUGUGACCGGAAAUACCCUCGUCUGCCUCGUAAUUGCACAGACACCUCGUAUGCGCACCACUCGUAACUUUCUGCUUGUAAACUUGGCAAUUUCAGACCUAAUGGUGGCUUUAUUUUGCAUCCCGUUUGAUGUCGUGUUAAAAGUGACCUCUCCUGUGUGGCCACUUGGUGAAGCACUGUGCAAAGUUGUAUGGCCUGCUAUGACGCUGUUCACAAACUGCUCAGCGGCAACUCUUGCAGCAAUAAGUUAUGACAGGUAAGAUUUGUUGGCUUAACCUUUAAUGGGAGACAAAUGGUGAUUUUUUGCGAAUUCUUGCCCUUUUAUCGAUGUUAGGUAUUUUCAACUUGACAAAAACUACAGCACCAACAUCCUUCAUUUCCAUAUGAUAUGAAUGAUGGCAAGGAAUGGAUUGGUUACGACCAUGGACGCUUUCCAUUCGCUAGAAUAGGUCAGCCAGACUUGUUUCGAUCUUCUUCACGCUAAAUAAUUCACUCCGACCUAUGCCAAAAUUUUAACUUUAGCGACCGAUCAUCAUUAACGAUUUUUCCGUUAUAGGUAUCGAGCCGUAAUAUACCCUUGGAAGCCUCGCUUCACGACAGUUCAAACAUCCAUCAUAAUAAGCUCCACAUGGUUAAUGUCUUUGCUUCUUGUUCUACCCUACAUUCUGGCGUUAAAGAUGGUGGAAGGUGAAUGCCGAGAAGACUGGCCGGUGCCCGUUGCUGUAAAACUGUACACACUGGGCUUGUUUGUGUUCCAGUACGCACUUCCACUCUCUAUCAUAGGCUUUGCGUAUUCCAUGGUGGCGCUGAAGCUACGUGAACAAGCAAGCAUCCUGGCAAGAAAUCGUAAAGCGAGUGGCAUAUCUGAAGGUGCGUAUGAAAAAGCUAAGAAUGCCGGGUCCAGUCAGUACAUGGAGUCUGCUAUGGAAAGCGAGCUAGCGUCAAAUGAUCCCUCCUUCGCUAACAGUACUCAGAUGUCGGUCAUAAAUAACAAAACAAAGUUCACAGCGAGCAAGCCUUCGAACACACGGAAAGAGGAGAAACGGCUGCAGAGAUCAACGAAGAUUAUCAAGAUGUUGGUUUCAGUCGUGCUUCUCUACGCCAUAUGCCUUCUGCCCAAUCAAGUCGUGUGGCUAUGGUAUGAGUUUGGUUCAGGUGCCAAUUGGCCCCAUUUAAGUACAUUUCUUACUUUCGGAAGUCUCAUGGUUUAUGUUAAUAGCUGUGUAAACCCACUACUCUAUGCUGGUAUGAACGACGAGUUCAGGAAAGGUUUUGCGAGGAUUCUUAGAUGUCAAUGCAACAACGAUCGUUCGACUUAG
Messenger RNA from Pocillopora meandrina, 3139 nucleotides. Lineage: Eukaryota; Metazoa; Cnidaria; Anthozoa; Scleractinia; Pocilloporidae. The record is from the annotation of a GenBank genome assembly.